This is a messenger RNA of Tarenaya hassleriana, 590 nucleotides long. Its product is annotated as homeobox-leucine zipper protein ATHB-52-like. The record is from RefSeq and is a predicted model, not a curated record. Gene Ontology annotation, molecular function: DNA-binding transcription factor activity, RNA polymerase II-specific; sequence-specific DNA binding. Lineage: Eukaryota; Viridiplantae; Streptophyta; Magnoliopsida; Brassicales; Cleomaceae. The coding region runs from base 17 to 493 and encodes 158 amino acids. Gene Ontology annotation, biological process: positive regulation of DNA-templated transcription. Gene Ontology annotation, cellular component: nucleus. The transcript has a single exon.
CUGAAGAAAUCCAAACAUGGAAAGAUCCCAAACUCAAACCAGAAACAGAAGAAAGAGAUUGGGACAAGAUCAAAUCAGAGUGUUGGAGAAGAGUUUCGUGAUGAACAAGAAACCGGAGCCAGAGAUCAAGAUUCGACUGGCGAAUCAGCUGGGUUUGCCUCCGAGACAAGUCGCCGUCUGGUUCCAGAACAAGCGAGCCAGGUUCAAGACUCGGGCCCUCGAGCUCCAACACGGCUCGAUCAUGGCGAGGCUUGGAACCGCUUUGGCUGACAAGUUAAGGCUCGAACGUGAAGUGAAGUUGCUCCAAGAAGAGUUGGAGAAAUCGAGGGAACAGCUCUCGUUGCUGAUGACGAAGCAUCCAGUUGAUGGCAGAUCUUGUGAAGAUGGUCAUGAUCAGGUUAUGGAGUUCGACCAGCUUUAUGCUUGUCUGGUUAGCAGUGGACAUGGUUCUCCAUCAGUCUCGAACUGGACAAGAUUUCAGUUCUCGUCUUAAUUAUGAAACGUUUCAUGUUCUUUCAGUUUGUAAAGCUGUCCUUCCAGUGCCAGAUUCAUGUCAUAAGACAUUUUAUCAUCUGUAACUGAAGUCCUUA